Molecule: messenger RNA, 1588 nt
Organism: Gopherus evgoodei (Goodes thornscrub tortoise)
Lineage: Eukaryota; Metazoa; Chordata; Testudines; Testudinidae
Gene: YIPF1
Product: Yip1 domain family member 1
Exons: 10
Coding region: 304-1224 (306 amino acids)
Biological process (GO): vesicle-mediated transport
Cellular component (GO): membrane; Golgi apparatus
Molecular function (GO): small GTPase binding
Source: RefSeq, a predicted model, not a curated record
CCUUUCUCGUUUCCGGCAACACUGCUCCGCAGCGGUGGCCUUGGUUCCUUCCGCUUAUCUUCCCAACGCCCGGCCGAGCUUUGGGAGGCCGCCGCCCCGCCAGGUAAUCUCAAUACCCUAACUAUACUAUUCAUGCUGAAGAGAGUGGGACGCUAGAAAACCUGUUUCAUCAAUGCAUUGAGAGAAAAGCUGCAUUUUAAAAAUAUUUUCAGUCACUAAUUUUUCAUUUUAGAUGUUUAACUUUUGAUCUGCUAUUCAGAUAUUUUAGAGUUCUGAAUACUCGUUCUAGAGCCUAGCGAAUGAAUGGCGACUGUGGAUGAUUUAAAGUUUCAAGAAUUUGAUGAUGCAGCUAACUUGCUGGCAGGAAACCCAGACGCCACCACAAUAAGUAUUGAUGAGCCUAGUGAAAACCCCAAGAAUCAGUAUGGCCUUCUGCAAGACUCUCGGAGAGAGGAGGAUGACGAGUUACUGGGGACUGAUGACUCGGAUAAAACGGAGUUACUUGCAGGACAGAAGAAAAGUGCCCCCUUCUGGACAUUUGAAUACUACCAGACUUUCUUUGAUGUAGAUACAUACCAGGUCCUAGACAGAAUAAAAGGCUCGGUUUUCCCAAUACCAGGAAAAAACUUUGUAAGACUAUAUAUCCGCAGCAAUCCAGAUCUUUAUGGUCCUUUUUGGAUAUGUGCCACAUUAGUCUUUGCCAUUGCUAUUAGUGGUAAUCUUUCAAAUUUCUUCAUCCAUCUGGGUAAACCUGCAUACCGGUAUGUGCCUGAGUUCAGAAAAGUGUCCAUAGCUGCAACAGCUAUCUAUGCUUAUGCUUGGCUGAUUCCUCUGGCUCUCUGGGGAUUCCUUAUGUGGAGAAAUAGCAAAGUUAUGAAUAUAGUCUCCUACUCGUUUCUUGAGAUAGUGUGUGUCUAUGGCUAUUCACUCUUUAUUUAUAUUCCAACAGCUAUUUUGUGGAUUAUUCCACAAAAAGCUGUACGAUGGAUCUUGGUAAUGGUUGCUCUGUGCCUUUCGGGGUCAGUUUUAGUAAUGACAUUUUGGCCUGCUGUUAGAGACGAUAACCGAAGGAUUGCACUGGCUACUAUGGUGACUGUUGUACUUCUUCAUGCCCUGCUUGCUAUUGGUUGUUUGGCAUACUUUUUUGAUGCUCCUGACCUGAAUGUUCUUAUACCUACUGCAGCUGCUCAAAAUGGAACAAUAGUAGCAACAAAGACUCAGUAAAUAAGAUUACAAUGCCUGUAUUUCCCAUCUGUACAGUAAUUUUAUUUUAGGUAUUUUUUCACUAAAGAAAAUGGAAUCGCAAAAACUGAAAAAGAAGGAAGAGCCAGUGCAGUUACAUGACUCAUGGACAUCUAAAUGCUCAUCAGAACACUAGUAGACUUCUAAUACUGUUGAUUUUAUUCCUUGUACAGGGAAUUUCUACGGACCUUGCAUUCUUUGCAGUGUCUGUCUCAAAAUAAAAUGCUCCAGAGGGUGGUUUUGAAUUUUAGUUCUUUCACACGUGAGAGAUGUUUGUUAAUGAUCUUUUUUCCAAAGAGCAUGUACAAUUUCACUUCUGUCAUUUAUUGGGAUAAACAUAUUUCAG